Molecule: messenger RNA, 1836 nt
Organism: Malus domestica (apple)
Lineage: Eukaryota; Viridiplantae; Streptophyta; Magnoliopsida; Rosales; Rosaceae
Product: cytochrome P450 736A117-like
Molecular function (GO): monooxygenase activity; oxidoreductase activity, acting on paired donors, with incorporation or reduction of molecular oxygen; heme binding
Source: RefSeq, a predicted model, not a curated record
ACAACAAACAGACCCAAUUUCUUUAAGUUUCCUAAUUAAAACACUUCAGAAAGAAGAAUUAAGAUGCUAAGACAUCUCUUACAAAUGCUACAACUGCUUGGAACCUCGGACUUGUUGCAACCGGUUUCCUUCGCGCUUGUGGCCAUUUUCCUAAUCCUCCUAUACAAAUGGUCCUCUGCCAGUGCAACCACCGCCAACAACUCCUUACCGCCAUCUCCACCAAAGUUCCCCAUCAUUGGAAACUUUCACCAAUUAGGCUUGCACCCACAUCGCUCACUUCUAGCCUUAUCUAAAAGCCAUGGCCCUCUUAUGCUUCUCCACUUCGGAAGUGUCCCAGUCCUUGUUGUCUCUUCGGCCGAGGCUGCCCGUGAGAUCAUGAAAACCCAUGAAAUCGCAUUUUCCGACCGACCCAAGUCCACCAUCUAUGAGAAGCUUGCCUACAACUACAAAGACAUCGCAACAGCCCCUUAUGGUGAGUACUGGAGGCAGAUGAAAAGUAUAUGUGUUUUAAAUCUUUUGAGCAACAAAAGGGUUCGCUCUUUUCGUGCUGUGAGAGAAGAGGAAACCCAGCUCAUGAUCAACAAAAUAAAGGACUCUUGUUCUAUAUUAUCCUCUUCCUCCUCAUCAUCAUCAGUUCUGAAUUUAAGCGAAAUGUUUGUGACGCUUACCAACGAUGUGAUAUGUAGAGUGGCUCUAGGGAGGAAGUACAGUGGUGAAGAAGGUGGGAAGAUGUCUAAGGAGAUUAUGAAGGAGUUCGUGGAGUUAUUGGGAACUAUGGAUAUCGGGGACUAUAUCCCAUGGCUUUCUUGGUUGACCCGUGUCAAUGGUUUGCAUGCCAAGAUAGACAAGGUUGCUAAGCAAUUUGACGACUUUCUAGAGAGUGUGGUUCAAGAGCAUAGCGAUCAGACGUCCAAAAGUGGAAAUGAUGAACAAGUUCAUGUUGAGAACGAGGAACAAAAGGAUUUCGUGGAUAUUUUGCUUGGGAUUCAGGAAGGAAGCUUGGCUGGUUUUUCUCUUGAUAGAGUUGGCAUAAAGGCUCUCAUCUUAGAUAUGUUUAUUGCAGGCACUCAUACCACAUAUGCAGUGCUAGAGUGGGCAAUGACUGAGCUUUUGAGGCAUCCGAGGAUCAUGAGCAAAUUGCAGAAUGAGGUACGGGGAAUAGUCGGAAACAUAACAGACAUAAUUACAGAGGAUGAUUUGGUAGGCAUGCACUACUUGAAGGCAGUGAUCAAGGAGACUCUUCGCUUACAUACUCCAGCUCCAUUACUAGUUCCCAGGGUGUCGACACAAGAUGUGAAAAUAAAUGAUUACGACAUUAAGGCCAAGACACUUGUUAUGAUCAACGCGUGGGGAAUCGGAAGAGAUCCUGAAACGUAUGAAAACCCAGAGGAGUACGAGCCAGAAAGGUUCUUGAAUAACGGUCUAGACUAUAAAGGGAAUGACUUCCAGUUCAUUCCAUUUGGAGCUGGCAGGAGGAUCUGCCCGGGAAUUCAGUUUGCAAUAUCUAUCGAUGAGAUUGUUCUGGCGAAUAUCGUGCACAAGUUCAACUGGGCAUUGCCCGGUGGAGCAAGUGGCGAGGGUUUUGACAUGACUGAAUCAAGUGGCACAACUGUAAUCCUAAAGUAUCCUCUCAAAGCUGUUGCUCUUCCAUAUUUAGGUUGAAAGAUAGAGGCUACAUUGUCUAUGUACGCGUAUAGGCCUUUGUAUUUUAUGUCUAACCUAAGGCUCUAAGACUUCUACCGUCACCUAUUAUGUUCGCUUUGUCUGUCGCUAUUGCCAAAAUAACGUAGCACAUGCAGUGCCAAAGUCUUGUGUGUGCUUUCACCCAAAAAAAAA